UUAUUGCCUAUAAAUGCCACCUAUACCCACCUUCACCUUCUUCACACUUGGCUACACUCUCUCUCACUAAAAACCUAAAACCAUGUCCGCCUCUUCGAUUCUCUUCUCACUCUCUCUCCUCCUUAUCCUCUGUACCCUCGCCAAAGCUACGUACCCGGGGAUGAUUUUAACCGUCGUCAACAACUGCCCCUACACCGUCUGGCCCGCCAUCCAACCCAACGCCGGCCACCCCGUCCUCGAGCGCGGCGGCUUCCCCCUCCAGAAACUGACCCACCGCUCCUUCCCGGCCCCGAGCCAGCACUGGUCCGGCCGCAUCUGGGCCCGCACCGGCUGCACCUACUCCAACGGCCGCUUCUCCUGCAACACCGGCGACUGCGGCGGCCGCCUCGAGUGCAACGGCCUCGGCGGCGAGGCCCCCGCCACCCUAGCCCAGUUCAGCCUCCACCACGGCCACACCGACCUCUCCUCCUACGGCGUCAGCCUCGUCGACGGCUUCAACAUCCCCAUGACGGUGACGCCGCACGAGGGACGGGGCACGUGCCCCGUCGUGGGCUGCAGGGCCGACCUUGUCGCCACGUGUCCCAGCAGCUUGCAGGUUCGGUGCCCUCCCGGUCACGGACCCGUGGUGGCCUGCAAGAGUGGGUGCGAAGCGUUCCGUACGGACGAGCUUUGCUGCAGGAACCACUACAACAGUCCUCAGACGUGUAGGGCUUCCACCUAUUCUGAGUUCUUCAAGCACGCAUGUCCGGCCACCAUGACCUAUGCGCACGAUAGCCCCUCUCUCAUGCACGAGUGCUCUGCGCCCCGUGAGCUCAAGGUCAUUUUCUGUCACUAAAUGGGCAUGUUAGCAACAGUGCGGAGUAAGCUUAGUAUAGUUACUCUGGACUUCAUGUUUGGUCACUCUUUUGAGUUUCAAAUGAAAUGUUAUUCUACUUUUGGGGUUUGAAAAUGUAUUCGACUUCAAGUGGUAUUUCUAUGUCUUACUGGGAGUUUAUUUAAUGAGAGCUAAAUAUAUUCCCAAAUAUGAUCUA
This is a messenger RNA of Cornus florida, 1031 nucleotides long. Its product is annotated as osmotin-like protein. The record is from RefSeq and is a predicted model, not a curated record. Gene Ontology annotation, cellular component: extracellular region. Bases 83 to 835 code for a protein of 250 amino acids. Gene Ontology annotation, biological process: defense response. Lineage: Eukaryota; Viridiplantae; Streptophyta; Magnoliopsida; Cornales; Cornaceae. The transcript has a single exon.